AUGAGAUUCAGGCUUGUGCGACCGACCAAUCAGUACUUAUCAUCGCACGAGUUUAUUCAUCUGCAUUUAAUGAACAAGUGGCCAGCCUCACUACCGUCCAACAUGCAAGUGCCACUUCUUGUGUGCUUACUUCCCCUUUUCAUGAUGGCCUCUGCAACAUCCGGGGGAAAUACUUCCAUCAUCCAACAUGAAGGUUUCCAGACACGGCAGAUGCCCACUUUCACAACAGAGUAUUUGCUUCCCUACACCUAUGAGAUCAUGUUCCAGUACGUUCGCACUGCUCGCUAUGAAGUCUCCUACGUGAUACGUGGAUACACGCCACCCAAUUCUCAGAAGUUCACUGUUGAGCUGUGUAAUACCAAAGACUGUUACGUUGACAAGGCCCUUCACUUGAGCGUGCGCUUCAACAAGCAGUACGUCGUUCGAACUGGGAAAAAAGACGGCAAAUGGGAGAGAGAGGUCACGAGGGGCGACAUGCCGUUCACCAGGGGGUCGAACUUUGUCCUGGAGAUACGCUCCAACAGAGGGGGUAGAUACAGGAUCUACGUGAACAAUUUGUUUUUCACCGACUUUAAUUACAUCGUUCCCAUGGAGGGCGUGAGGUACAUCAUGGUGUUCGGGGAUGUCAAGAUCAGAAAGAUGUCAGAACAUAUGGUACCACCGGUCUAUGUCAACAACCAAACGGUCGGUCAAUACAAUGUGGCAAUUCACAUGCUCACCGACACCCUGUUGCAUGGGCGAGUGACGUAUUUCAAGCUGGACAAUAACACAGCAAGAACACAGCCAGAACACAGCAAGAACACAACAAUAACACAACAAGAACACAGCCAGAACACAGCCAGAACACAACAAGAACACAGCCAGAACACAGCAAGAAUACAGCAAGAACACAACAAUAACACAGCCAGAACACAGCCAGAACACAGCCAGAACACAGCAAUAACACAGCAAGAACACAACAAUAACACAGCCAGAACACAGCCAGAACACAGCAAUAACACAACAAGAACACAGCCAGAACACAGCAAGAACACAGCCAGAACACAGCCGGAUGCCACAAUUUGGGAGGCUGGCUUUGGUCACGAACACAAGGCCGUUGACGUUAUCUAG
Physella acuta is the source of this 1110-nucleotide messenger RNA. RefSeq lists its product as uncharacterized. NCBI's taxonomy places the organism in Eukaryota, Metazoa, Mollusca, Gastropoda, Physidae. The record is from RefSeq and is a predicted model, not a curated record. Gene Ontology annotation, molecular function: carbohydrate binding; galactoside binding.